Populus euphratica (Euphrates poplar) is the source of this 2928-nucleotide messenger RNA. RefSeq names its product auxin response factor 18. NCBI's taxonomy places the organism in Eukaryota, Viridiplantae, Streptophyta, Magnoliopsida, Malpighiales, Salicaceae. The record is from RefSeq and is a predicted model, not a curated record. The transcript has 14 exons. Gene Ontology annotation, molecular function: DNA binding. Gene Ontology annotation, biological process: regulation of DNA-templated transcription; response to hormone. Bases 544 to 2601 code for a protein of 685 amino acids. Gene Ontology annotation, cellular component: nucleus.
CAGGAGAGAGAGAGAGACCAGAAUGAGGCUCAAAGAUUACAUCUUGGGCGGCUAGAGAGUGCUCUUCUAGUAUUCGGGGUUUAGGUAAAAAUAUCGAUAACGUUGAUUUUAAGUCCUUUUAAACAGAGAAAGAGAUCACAACAAGAAGUCAGCAGCAGCAGCAGCAAAACACUCCUCCCUCUUGUGUGGUGUAAAAAAAAGAGCGGUUUUUGUGUGAGUGAGAAGACUAUAAAGCAGCAGGAGCGGUUUUGUUACUGAAACAGGAGGGGCAGAGAGAGAGAGAGAGAGAGAGAGAGGGCCUGAGCCACUUUUCACUCCCUGUAUACUCUUUAAUUAUGAAAGUAAAAUGACUCCUUACAUAACCGUCCUGUCUGCUCAGCGUUUUAUAUGGUUUCUGGCUCAUUUAAUGGGGUAGUCCUGUACUGCCUGAAAGACCUUCUCUUUCCUUCCCUCCUCCAGCUUCCAUCUCUUUAGCGGAUUCUCUUUCUAUACUCCGUUUUCUCUCUACAUCUCUGAUACCACCUUGCUUGACCGGUUCUUUUGAUGGCUCAUGCUGAAAGAGGAUGUGAUGAUCUAUAUACAGAGCUAUGGAAGGCAUGUGCAGGGCCAUUGGUGGAUGUCCCAAAGGAUGGAGAGAGAGUUUUUUACUUUCCUCAAGGUCACAUGGAACAAUUGGAAGCAUCAACAAAUCAAGAACUGAAUCAGCAAAUCCCACGGUUUAAUCUUCCACCUAAGAUCCUCUGUCGUGUUGUAAACAUUCAACUGCUGGCUGAACAAGACACGGAUGAAGUUUAUGCUCAGAUUACUCUGCACCCAGAAGCAGAUCAAACCGAACCUACAAGUCCUGACCCUUGUCCACCUGAGCCGGCAAAGCGAACAAUUCAUUCCUUUUGCAAAAUUUUAACAGCUUCUGAUACUAGCACCCAUGGAGGCUUCUCUGUUCUCAGAAAGCAUGCCACUGAAUGCUUGCCUCCUUUGGACAUGAGCCAAGCAACACCAACUCAGGAACUGGCUGCCAGAGAUCUCCAUGGCUUUGAAUGGCGGUUCAAGCAUAUAUUUAGAGGUCAACCGCGAAGGCAUUUACUUACUACAGGAUGGAGCACAUUUGUCACUUCCAAAAGACUGGUUGCAGGAGAUGCUUUUGUGUUUCUUAGAGGUGAUAAUGGGGAAUUGCGAGUUGGAGUUCGACGUCUUGCUCGGCAGCAAAGCUCCAUUCCAUCAUCAGUGAUAUCCAGCCAAAGCAUGCACUUAGGAGUGCUUGCUACUGCCUCUCAUGCUGUUUUGACACAGACCCUCUUUGUUGUGUACUACAAGCCAAGGACAAACCAGUAUAUCAUCGGGCUGAACAAAUAUCUGGAGGCUGUUAAGAAUGGAUUUUCUGUAGGUAUGCGCUUCAAGAUGAGAUUUGAGGGAGAGGAUUCUCCUGAGAGAAGGUUCACAGGAACAAUAGUUGGAGUUGGAGAUAUUUCUCCAGAGUGGUCUGGCUCUAUAUGGCGGUCAUUGAAGAUUCAAUGGGAUGAACCAGCAACUAUUCAAAGGCCAGAGAGAGUUUCUCCAUGGGACAUAGAGCCUUUUGCAGCCCCUGCUUCCCCAAAUCUAACUCAACAGGUGAUGAAGACCAAGAGGCCUCGACCUACAGAUAUUCCUACAUCUGUGAUUACUCCAAAUUCAGCUGCUUCGUCUUUCUGGUAUCAUGGACCAGCCCAGUCCCAUGAGCUAGCCCAACUAGGGAGUAGUAUUGAAGUCCAAAGCUCUGAAAGCCAUGUCUGGUCUAUGAGGCAGAAAGAAAUUGAUAGCAAUCUCCUCAAUAGUAGCAGUAGCUGCAACACAAGGGCUCGACCAGAAGGAAUCUGGCCUUCACCUCACAUGAAUGGCUCUCUCAACUUUUUUCCAGAUUCAGUGGGGGACAAUAAUUUUGCUACAACACAGUCUAUUAUCUCUGGUUUUUCCUCUCCUAUAUCAUCAAGGCAAAGCAAUUGCCUGAUAAAUGAGCAGGUGGAGAAGGGGAGAAAGUAUGAGAACUCUGUAGGUUGCCGGUUGUUUGGAAUUGAUCUGACAAGUAACUCCAGUAGUUCUGCUCCUCCAGAGAAGGAGCCUGGAUAUCCUAUUGUUGAUUCUAAUGGCACCAAAGGACUUGGUCCAGCUGCAAGUGAGGCUGAGAGGGCCCAAACAAUGGACGUAUCAAUGUACUUGAAAGAACAGAACCAAGUUUUAUCAGAGGCGAUGUUAAAGGAGUCACAAAGCAAGCAAGGCUCCACAACCUCCAUGAGAACUCGUACUAAGGUGCAAAUGCAGGGGAUUGCUGUUGGUCGUGCUCUUGAUUUAACUGUGUUGAAAGGAUACACGGAUCUUAUAAAUGAGCUGGAGAAGAUGUUUGAAAUCGAAGGAGAACUCUCCACACCCAAAAAAUGGGCUGUUGUUUUUACAGAUGAUGAGGGCGAUAUGAUGCUUGUGGGUGAUGAUCCAUGGCCGGAGUUCUGUAAGAUGGUGAAGAAGAUAUUCUUGAAGAAGACGGGCACAAGAUGCAAGCUUCCAGCAUCUCCUUUUGAGGGUGAAGAGACUGUUGUAAGCAAGGACUCGGAGCAUACGUCUGAUGCAUGAAAUUCAGAAUUCAUUUUGCUUUAUACAGUUUUGUUUUAUAUAGCUGGGGUAAAAAUGGAGGAAACGUGGUGCUUAAGUUUGCUCAGUUUUUUCGGGAGCUUGCACUUGUUAGGCAGAGGGGUAAGGUGGAGGUCUUUUGAGUCUAGAUCGCUGGUUAGGGAUUUCAAGUUUUUUUUUAUAUAUAAAUUAGGAACUUAAAUUUAAAUCAAGAUUAGAACUGGAAUUUGUGUAUACCUUGAUUGUGGGUUGGCGAUGACUUGAACUAAUCAGCGUGUAAAAAAUAUAUGAAUGCUUGCUUGUGUUGUGGCUGGCUUUCACUAUUUAACA